Messenger RNA from Hipposideros armiger (great roundleaf bat), 975 nucleotides. Its product is annotated as olfactory receptor 52Z1-like. Gene Ontology annotation, biological process: G protein-coupled receptor signaling pathway. The transcript is spliced from 2 exons. Lineage: Eukaryota; Metazoa; Chordata; Mammalia; Chiroptera; Hipposideridae. The coding region runs from base 1 to 975 and encodes 324 amino acids. Gene Ontology annotation, molecular function: olfactory receptor activity; G protein-coupled receptor activity. The record is from RefSeq and is a predicted model, not a curated record. Gene Ontology annotation, cellular component: plasma membrane.
AUGUCCAAAAUUGAUGACUUUGGCUACAUCUCUGUAACAACAUCCAACUAUACAUCAACUCACCUCACAGCCUUUCUGCUGACUGGAGUCCCAGGGUUAGAAGACUCCCAAAUCUGGAUGUCCAUUCCCUUCAGCUUCAUGUACCUUUUGGCCAUGAUAGGCAAUGGCCUGGUUAUGGCAGUGGUGGCCUGGGACAGAAGCCUCCAUGAACCCAUGUAUCUCUUCCUUGCCAUGCUGGCAUUCAAUGAUGUCCUCCUUUGUACUGUCACAGUGCCCAAAAUGCUUCUCAUCUUCUGGCAGGGCCCUUCCCCAUCCACGUUUCCUGCAUGUCUUACACAGAUGUUUUUUGUUCAUGCUUUGUUCCUUUCUGAAUCUGCUGUUCUACUGGCCAUGGCUUUUGAUCGCUAUGUGGCUAUAUGUGCACCCCUCCACUAUGCAACCCUACUUACAGGCUCUUUCAUUAGCAAGGUGGCCCUGACUCUGGUGGUUCGGAGUGUGGCUGUAGUUACCCCUGGUGUCCUCCUCAUUCUCCGUCUGCACUUCUGCCAGAGCAACAUCAUCCGCCACACCUACUGUGAGAACAUGGGCAUUGCCAAGUUGGCCUGCAAUAGCAUUACCCUUAAUAGCAUUUAUGGGCUCACUGCUGCUCUUCUCACCACAGGGGUGGACUUUGUUUUCAUUUCCCUGUCCUACUGGGUAAUCCUGAGAACAGUCUUCCGACUACCUUCUAGGGAGGCCCGAACAAAGUCCUUUGGAACCUGUGGAGCACAUAUAUGUGUCAUCUUGAUAUUUUAUACUCUGGCCUUCUUUUCUUUCUUUACCCAUCGCUUUGGAAACCAUGUGCCCAGGCAUGCCCUUAUCCUCCUGGCAAACCUCUACUUACUGGUGCCUCCUACCAUGAACCCCAUUAUUUAUGGGAUAAAGACAAAAGAGAUAAGAAUGCGAGUACUAGAGCUCUGUAACCAACCAAAAUGA